Oryza brachyantha (malo sina) is the source of this 1323-nucleotide messenger RNA. RefSeq lists its product as uncharacterized. The record is from RefSeq and is a predicted model, not a curated record. The transcript has a single exon. NCBI's taxonomy places the organism in Eukaryota, Viridiplantae, Streptophyta, Magnoliopsida, Poales, Poaceae. Bases 275 to 844 code for a protein of 189 amino acids.
CAAUGGGAGAUCUGUGUCUGGUCUACUGUUCAACCUUUGUAUGCCCCUCUCCUUUUUUUUUUUUCCUCUUGGCCACAUAUAAAACCCCUCUCACCAUUCCUCUUCACAUCUCACUCUCAUUGAGUCAUUGUGCCUUCUUCUCCUUCAGCUGAGCCUCUCUUCCCUUCUCAGGCCUCUCUUGUAUAUACACAUUUUUGUAUAGAUUUCAUAUCAACUUCUUGCACUUUCCAUUGCAAAGAAGCUUUGAAUUUGAUUUGAUCAGCUUGGUGUCCAAAUGGAUCCUAUGAGCAUGGUGAAGAUCAGGGCCAUGAGCAAGUGCAGCAACUGCAGGAGGCAGCAGCAGAUGCAGAUGCUGCUCCCUACCAUGGCAGCCUGCAUGGUGGCCACCUCUGUGCUCUGCCUGCUGGUGACCAGCCCUGUCUGGGCUCCCAGGCUGUGCUCUCUCAUGGCCUUCUUCUUCCUCACCACCCUCCCUGACCUGGCCAUGGCCUUCCUGCUCAGCCCCAAGUGCCUCUUUGUCGUCGGCAACCUCAUCGUCGCCUUCCUCGUCGGCGAGUCCAGGCUUUCGCCGAAGGCGGAGCCGGCAUCCCUGGUGAAUGACAUACAUGAGGAGCAUGUCAAGAGGAACGCCGCGACGGGCGCGAAGGCGGUGGCGGCCAUUGAUCACAAUGCUAUGGUUGGAGAAUUGGGGCAAGGAGAGGAAGAAGAAGAGGAGGAGGAGGAGGAAGAAGAUGAUGAUGAUGAAGAAGAAGAAGAGCUGCACCAGAGAGUGGAGGACUUCAUUGCAAGGGUCAGGAGGCAGAGGAGGAUGGAAGAUAAGAGCUUCUUUGACACUGAUCGAUGAUGAACACAAUUUCCUUGGAUUUGGAAAGCUGCAAAGAAGGAUUAUUGAACCCAAAAUUAAGGAUCUUUGAUGCUUAGUUUCAUCUAUCUUGUUAGGGCCACAGAUAAAGAAGAAGAGUUCACUGGCUCACUUCACUGUAGGAGAUUAUGCAUGCACUUUAAAAUUAGAGUGUAUCUGAUCCGGUUUAGCCAUGCCAAAGAAUUAGGCAGGGAGAGGGAAAAAAAGAGAGACAAGGAAUGUGUGUGAUCUAUGAAAAAAAAAGCAGAAAAAGAAAAAGUGAUGCAUUGUGUCUUUCUCUUAUCUUGCUUUGUGCCUAAUGGCAAUGUGUAAUGUCACCAUUAUUACAUCACUUAUCCUUGGGAACAAUGAGGCCAAGUACACUCAACCUGAUCGUCACUCAGAUGUCGGAUACUGUAUGUACUAACAAAGUUGCUCAAAACCUAACAUGAAAAGAGGUACAAGCCUAGCAUUUGUAUGAU